AAAAUGGCAAACCAAAGGGGCUAGCCCCGCCACCAGUCUCUGUUAUUUCUGCUGCUGCCGUGUCUGAGGACAAGAUGUCCGAAGACUCUCUUGUCGUUACCUGCUCGGUUUCUCAGAAUCUUGACUCUUUUAUACCCACCUAUGCCCUUAUUGAUACCGGAGCCUCUGGAUACGCUUUUAUUGACGAAUCUUUUGUACGCCACAAUAAUCUCACAAUGACCCGCCUUAAAGUACCUCGUCAGGUAGAUGUUAUGGAUGGGAGGCCUAUUGAAUCAGGAACGAUUACCCAUAUUGUUAAUGUGUCGCUGGAUAUCCAUGGUCAUCGGGAAACUGCAUCAUGUUUUGUAACGAAGCUGGGACACUAUCCAAUUGUGAUGGGAAUACCUUGGAUGCGACGUCACGAUGUUACGAUUCGGCCGAAGAAAAAUUUACUUGUUUUUGACUCUCAAAGCUGUUGUCAACACUGUUCACUCAGUGGAACGACAGUCACUGUCCAUGGAAUAUCGGUCCCUCUACCGGAACAUCAUACUGUUGUCGUUUCAGCAGUUGAGAAAUCCACCACCGACGUCAAGCAACUCGUGCCAAAGGAAUUCCACCAUCGCCUUCCCAUGUUUAAAGAAUACGACGCCUCAGUCCUUCCACCUCACCGACCCUCCCAUGACAUUGAAAUAAUUUUGGAAGAGGGUAAACGACCACCGUAUGGACCCAUCUAUGGUCUAUCGCAGACUGAAUUGAAAGCAUUACGGAAAUAUCUUGAUGAGAACUUACCCAAAGGAUUUAUUCGGGCCAGUAAAUCACCGGCGGGAGCACCUAUACUAUUCGUAAAGAAAAGUGAUGGGACUCUCCGGCUAUGUGUGGAUUACCGAGGCCUUAAUGCGAUCACGGUCAAAAAUCGGUAUCCGUUACCACUGUUAAAGGAAACUUUGGCUAAACUUUCGAAGGCACAGUACUAUACUAAGUUGGAUCUACGUUGGGGAUACAAUCAGAUCAGGGUAGCGGAGGGAGAUGAAUGGAAAACGGCAUUUAGAACUCGAUAUGGACAUUUCGAGUAUACAAUAAUGCCGUUCGGAUUAGCCAACGCCCCCGCCACCUUUCAACAUUGGAUUAAUGAUAUCCUACGGCCUUAUCUUGAUCAAUUUGUCACGGCUUAUUUGGAUGAUAUCCUAAUUUAUUCGGAAACUUUGUCAGAAUAUAAGGAUCACGUCCAGAAGGUUUUGAAGGUACUUGAUGAGAAUCAUGUUCACCUUAAACCUGAAAAAUGUGAAUUUAUGGUCCAGGAAACGAAAUAUCUCGGCCUUAUUCUCACCCCGGAUGGGAAUAGGAUGGAUCCGAAGAAAGUUGUUGACGUAUUAGAAUGGUCCACACCAAGGAAUCUCCAUGAUGUUCAGGUAUUUCUGGGAUUUGCAAAUUUCUAUCGACGGUUUAUUUUGAAAUAUUCAAAAAUUGUUGCUCCGCUUACAGCUCUGACUAAGAAAAAUAUCAAAUUCGAAUGGACGGAUGAAAGGGAUGAAGCAUUCCAGACAUUGAAAAAGAUGUUCACAACGGCACCCAUACUAAUGCACUUUGAUCCGGAUCGGAAAAUCGUGGUAGAAACCGAUGCAUCCGACUAUAUUUCUGCUGGAAUCCUGUCCCAACGUGACGACGAAGGAAUUCUACAUCCAGUCGCUUUCUUCUCCAAGAAACAUUGCCCUGCGGAAUGUAACUAUGAGAUCUAUGACAAAGAACUCCUAGCAGUCCGACCAUCGGAACCUCGAAUAUUUCAUGUCAACAAAGUUAUUAAACCGUCGACAAGCCCGUUGGUCGGAAUUUCUUUCACGUUUCGAUUUGUCAUUCAAUUUAGACCAGGAAAACAAGGGGCGAAACCAGAUGCAUUAACUAGGAGGUCGGGUGACCUGCCUAAAGAAGGGGAUGAGCGGUUGACCCAUCAGAGUCAAGUGGUGUUGAAGCGAAAAAAUUUAGAUGCAAAGCUAAGUUUGUUCACGGGUUCUUUUUCAAAUGAAUCCGCUGAAGGAAUGUCCACUGUAGAAGAGUUGUUUUUAAAUGCUUACCAAGUUGACAGUUUCCCGAACAAAGUCCUUGCAAUGCUUCGGAAUGGCGUCCGUUACUCGAAUAAGAUUUCGCUUGCCGAAUGCACGGAAGACAAUAACGGUCGGCUACUUUAUCGUGGCGCACUCUAUGUACUAAAUGACAACGAUCUUCGGCUAAGACUCCUAAAGGAACAUCAUGAUAAACCAUCGGCAGGCCAUCCAGGCAGAGCGAAGACUUUGGAACUCCUGAAUCGAGAGUACUACUGGCCACAGAUGCGAAAAUAUGUCGACCAGUACAUUAGGAAUUGCAAUGUGUGUGCCCGUAGUAAGGCACCACGCAAUGCAGCUUAUGGGGUACUUCGACCUAUGCCAAUACCCGAUGGACCAUGGAGGGAUGUAUCGAUGGAUUUCGUUACUGAUCUUCCGGAAAGCGAUGGAUAUAAUGCGAUAUUGGUGAUAGUGGAUCGACUAACCAAGAUGCGACAUCUGAUUCCCACAACUAAAGAGGCGGAUUCAAAAGAAGUAGCGAGGUUGUAUAUCGAUAAUGUUUAG
This is a messenger RNA of Morchella sextelata, 2579 nucleotides long. RefSeq lists its product as uncharacterized. The annotation marks the transcript as partial. Gene Ontology annotation, molecular function: nucleic acid binding. NCBI's taxonomy places the organism in Eukaryota, Fungi, Ascomycota, Pezizomycetes, Pezizales, Morchellaceae. The record is from RefSeq and is a predicted model, not a curated record. The transcript is spliced from 2 exons.